AUGACCUCCCGUAUCGACCGUAUCGCUCCAAAGCGCCAAGCAGUGCGGAUUUUGGUCUGGGUGAUCGACCGAGUGCUUGAUACCACUCGGGAACGAGCUAAACAUCAAGGUCCCGCUGGUCUAGGGGUUAUGACCUCCCGUAUCGACCGUAUCGCUCCAAAGCGCCAAGCAGUGCGGAUUUUGGUCUGGGUGAUCGACCGAGUGCUUGAUACCACUCGGGAACGAGCUAAACAUCAAGGUCCCGCUGGUCUAGGGGUUAUGACCUCCCGUAUCGACCGUAUCGCUCCAAAGCGCCAAGCAGUGCGGAUUUUGGUCUGGGUGAUCGACCGAGUGCUUGAUACCACUCGGGAACGAGCUAAACAUCAAGGUCCCGCUGGUCUAGGGGUUAUGACCUCCCGUAUCGACCGUAUCGCUCCAAAGCGCCAAGCAGUGCGGAUUUUGGUCUGGGUGAUCGACCGAGUGCUUGAUACCACUCGGGAACGAGCUAAACAUCAAGGUCCCGCUGGUCUAGGGGUUAUGACCUCCCGUAUCGACCGUAUCGCUCCAAAGCGCCAAGCAGUGCGGAUUUUGGUCUGGGUGAUCGACCGAGUGCUUGAUACCACUCGGGAACGAGCUAAACAUCAAGGUCCCGCUGGUCUAGGGGUUAUGACCUCCCGUAUCGACCGUAUCGCUCCAAAGCGCCAAGCAGUGCGGAUUUUGGUCUGGGUGAUCGACCGAGUGCUUGAUACCACUCGGGAACGAGCUAAACAUCAAGGUCCCGCUGGUCUAGGGGUUAUGACCUCCCGUAUCGACCGUAUCGCUCCAAAGCGCCAAGCAGUGCGGAUUUUGGUCUGGGUGAUCGACCGAGUGCUUGAUACCACUCGGGAACGAGCUAAACAUCAAGGUCCCGCUGGUCUAGGGGUUAUGACCUCCCGUAUCGACCGUAUCGCUCCAAAGCGCCAAGCAGUGCGGAUUUUGGUCUGGGUGAUCGACCGAGUGCUUGAUACCACUCGGGAACGAGCUAAACAUCAAGGUCCCGCUGGUCUAGGGGUUAUGACCUCCCGUAUCGACCGUAUCGCUCCAAAGCGCCAAGCAGUGCGGAUUUUGGUCUGGGUGAUCGACCGAGUGCUUGAUACCACUCGGGAACGAGCUAAACAUCAAGGUCCCGCUGGUCUAGGGGUUAUGACCUCCCGUAUCGACCGUAUCGCUCCAAAGCGCCAAGCAGUGCGGAUUUUGGUCUGGGUGAUCGACCGAGUGCUUGAUACCACUCGGGAACGAGCUAAACAUCAAGGUCCCGCUGGUCUAGGGGUUAUGACCUCCCGUAUCGACCGUAUCGCUCCAAAGCGCCAAGCAGUGCGGAUUUUGGUCUGGGUGAUCGACCGAGUGCUUGAUACCACUCGGGAACGAGCUAAACAUCAAGGUCCCGCUGGUCUAGGGGUUAUGACCUCCCGUAUCGACCGUAUCGCUCCAAAGCGCCAAGCAGUGCGGAUUUUGGUCUGGGUGAUCGACCGAGUGCUUGAUACCACUCGGGAACGAGCUAAACAUCAAGGUCCCGCUGGUCUAGGGGUUAUGACCUCCCGUAUCGACCGUAUCGCUCCAAAGCGCCAAGCAGUGCGGAUUUUGGUCUGGGUGAUCGACCGAGUGCUUGAUACCACUCGGGAACGAGCUAAACAUCAAGGUCCCGCUGGUCUAGGGGUUAUGACCUCCCGUAUCGACCGUAUCGCUCCAAAGCGCCAAGCAGUGCGGAUUUUGGUCUGGGUGAUCGACCGAGUGCUUGAUACCACUCGGGAACGAGCUAAACAUCAAGGUCCCGCUGGUCUAGGGGUUAUGACCUCCCGUAUCGACCGUAUCGCUCCAAAGCGCCAAGCAGUGCGGAUUUUGGUCUGGGUGAUCGACCGAGUGCUUGAUACCACUCGGGAACGAGCUAAACAUCAAGGUCCCGCUGGUCUAGGGGUUAUGACCUCCCGUAUCGACCGUAUCGCUCCAAAGCGCCAAGCAGUGCGGAUUUUGGUCUGGGUGAUCGACCGAGUGCUUGAUACCACUCGGGAACGAGCUAAACAUCAAGGUCCCGCUGGUCUAGGGGUUAUGACCUCCCGUAUCGACCGUAUCGCUCCAAAGCGCCAAGCAGUGCGGAUUUUGGUCUGGGUGAUCGACCGAGUGCUUGAUACCACUCGGGAACGAGCUAAACAUCAAGGUCCCGCUGGUCUAGGGGUUAUGACCUCCCGUAUCGACCGUAUCGCUCCAAAGCGCCAAGCAGUGCGGAUUUUGGUCUGGGUGAUCGACCGAGUGCUUGAUACCACUCGGGAACGAGCUAAACAUCAAGGUCCCGCUGGUCUAGGGGUUAUGACCUCCCGUAUCGACCGUAUCGCUCCAAAGCGCCAAGCAGUGCGGAUUUUGGUCUGGGUGAUCGACCGAGUGCUUGAUACCACUCGGGAACGAGCUAAACAUCAAGGUCCCGCUGGUCUAGGGGUUAUGACCUCCCGUAUCGACCGUAUCGCUCCAAAGCGCCAAGCAGUGCGGAUUUUGGUCUGGGUGAUCGACCGAGUGCUUGAUACCACUCGGGAACGAGCUAAACAUCAAGGUCCCGCUGGUCUAGGGGUUAUGACCUCCCGUAUCGACCGUAUCGCUCCAAAGCGCCAAGCAGUGCGGAUUUUGGUCUGGGUGAUCGACCGAGUGCUUGAUACCACUCGGGAACGAGCUAAACAUCAAGGUCCCGCUGGUCUAGUAUAA
This is a messenger RNA of Filobasidium floriforme, 2709 nucleotides long. RefSeq lists its product as uncharacterized. NCBI's taxonomy places the organism in Eukaryota, Fungi, Basidiomycota, Tremellomycetes, Filobasidiales, Filobasidiaceae. The record is from RefSeq and is a predicted model, not a curated record. Bases 1 to 2709 code for a protein of 902 amino acids. The transcript has a single exon.